GUAAACUGUAGGAAAAAAUAUUAGCAGAUUUGAAAUUAGUGAGGAAUAAAGUUAUAAAACCCCUUAAUGAACGUUCAUAAUAGGAAUCCAACACUGAUUAGGGUGCCUUCCCUCAAGAUAUCGAAUGAUCUAAUGUAUGAUUGAGGACUAGAGGUAGAGGAAAGGACAACAAAAAUGUAAAGAAUAAGAUUGACAAAAAUCAAAAUGAAAAAAAAUAAAUGCAUAGACAAAUAACUUGUCGUCUGAAAUCUGAACUCGGCUUUACAGAUGAAUUCUGAUUGUCAUCUGUGAAAAGAUUGAGGCGGACUUUGAAAACCCUGGCGGCAAAGCAAAAAAUCUUGGCGGCAAGAACCUCAUCUUUUCUCCUAUUUAAGAUAACAAAAAUCGUCAAACCAUAUCAUCGAUUAUCAUCUCCAUCUGCGUUAGUGACUACAGUUUAACCAAGAGUGUGGACCAUGGACUGCUCAGAACAAGACGAAAUUACAAUGUGCAUGGCGGCUUAUGUUAUUGCGUUAAAUUUUAGAAACUUCCUACUCAUUGUGCUUGCGAUGUUAGAAUAUUAUAAAGACACUUUUAUUAUAAGGAAGAGGAAAAGAUGUCAAAAAGGAAGUGCUUAUGAGAGAUAUGAAAUUAGACGUGUUAAUUUUAGAAAAAUGAUUUGGGAAGACGAUAUAGAAUGUGGAGAUAACAUUAGGAUGGAUAGGAGAGCGUUUUACGUGCUGUGUGACAUGGUUGAAAGUAUUGGCAUGUUAAGAUCAACAAAGAACUCAACCGUUGAGGAAAUGCUUGCUUCAUUCCUCUAUAUACUCGCUCAUCAUACUAAAGUUAGAGUGGCCAAAAGAGAAUUUGUGCGUAGCGGUGAAACAAUAAGCAGACACUUUAAUAAAGUAUUGCUUGCUAUCUUGAGACUGCAUGAAGUUUUGCUUAAGAAGCCUAAACCGGUGACUCAAAAUUGUAAAGAACAUCCUUCGAAAUGGUUUAAGUAUGUAGAAUUGUCUGGGAGCGCUAGACGGAACUUAUAUUCAGAUAAAUGUCCCUGAACAAGAAAAGCCUAAGUAUAGGACAAGGAAGGGUGAUUUAGCAACAAAUGUACUUGGAGUUUGUUCUCGGGAUUUACAUUUUAUUUACAUAUUACCUGGGUGGGAAGGUUCUGCUGCUGAUGCAAGGGUAUUAAGAAGUGCAAUUUCUAGACCAAAUGGCUUUGUAGUUCCUCAAGGUUGCUACUAUCUAUGUGAUGCCGGAUACAGCAAUGCAGACGGGUUUUUAGCUCCAUAUAGAGGCCAACGGUGUCAUAUAAAAGAAUGGAGUCAACAGAAUUAUCCUAGAACAAAAGAAGAAUUGUUUAAUUACAAGCAUUCAUGUGCACGUAAUGUCAUUGAGAGAUCUUUGGAUUAUUAAAAAUGAGAUGGACAAUUCUUUGUAGUAGAUUUUGCUACCCUGUGAAGACAUAUUGUAGAGUCAUAACUGCUUGUGCUUUACUUCACAAUCAUAUAAGAAGGGAGAUGCGAAAGGAUCCGCUUGAGGAUAAGGUGCCAGAAGAUUAUGUUGAUUCUGACUCAUUGUUCAAUGCCCCAAGCAUACAAGAUAUUGAGCAAUCUGCAGCUUGGACUGCAUUUAGAGAUAACUUAGCACAAGAAAUAUGGAACGAGCGUCGAGCUAAUAGGAAUUAAUAAUCAUAUUAGUGGUUUUAUAUGUUUUUAUUUGUUAAGAAUCAUCUUAUUUUUUUAUAAGAAAAUAUGUGCUCUCUUUUUGCACUUUGUGGAGGA
Molecule: messenger RNA, 1766 nt
Organism: Cuscuta epithymum
Lineage: Eukaryota; Viridiplantae; Streptophyta; Magnoliopsida; Solanales; Convolvulaceae
Source: the annotation of a GenBank genome assembly